This is a messenger RNA of Medioppia subpectinata, 762 nucleotides long. NCBI's taxonomy places the organism in Eukaryota, Metazoa, Arthropoda, Arachnida, Sarcoptiformes, Oppiidae. The record is from the annotation of a GenBank genome assembly.
AUGGAUAAUCCAUUGUGUGAUCCAAAGAUAACAAUUGAUUCGGCAUUUGUGGACAUAUACUCUGAUUUGGGGUCAGAUGUCAUCACUUUGUUUGCAGACAACACUGUCUAUCAAUUGACUGUCAAAACAACGGAUCCCAUAAAUCCAAGUUUCAGAUACAAGAGAUCCCAAACAUUGAAAAAACAAAUGCCAAAACGAUGGUAUUUAUGGGCAGUUAAUAAGACAAUUAUAUACAGCGAUGUACUUCUGAAUGAAACGGAAAAUCAAUUAAACAACCACUUCAUUGGCGCACAACAUGGUUGGCUAACACUAACCAUAGAUUAUAUGCUAAACGGGAGUCUAAAGACGUCGCAGAAUUGGUCAGAUUUGAUAGGUUUGCUCAAUACAGUCGAUGAUAAUAAAGUGACAAUCGAUGAGAUCGAGGGUUAUUUGUCACAAACGACGGCCGGCUUUGCAUUCAAUGACUAUUUCUAUUUGUUUGCCGGCAAUCGUGUCUGUCGUAUGCAUAACACGACUCUCAGGUUUGACGACAACUGUUUGAAUCAAUCCAUCGCUCAAUGGAUUGGUUGUAAAGACAUGAGAACUGAUCCCAAAGAUAUCGACGAUUUGGGCAUUGAAUCCAAAAAUAAGUCAAAGAUAUCGGAGACAAAGUCAUUGACCGAAAUGUCGUCAUUGGAUGAAAACAGACCAAUAGAUCUCAAGAUUACGACCACUACUUCGGCGGCGGUUAACAAAACAAAGUCCCAAACAAAUGAAGACUAA